UAUUGUUUUGCUUUAUGUUUUAAGCGGGAUAUUUCUGAAAUUGAAUAUUACAACUGGACCAUAACUUUGUAACGCUGAAUUGUCAUGUCUGAUAUACUUGAUCCUGACAACAGUCUGGAUGGUUUGAAUUCUCAUGAUGGAGUCGAUGAUUCUUUAGGAGUUGACGAUUCUAAUAUUCUUGAUCAAUCAGCGAUUGAUGGAACACCAAAUGGAGAUGGGAUUGUUGAAGAUCCUGAAUUGGAAGCCAUCAAGGCUAGAGUUAAAGAAAUGGAAGCAGAAGCUGAAAAAUUGAAAGAAAUGCAAAAUGAAGUUGAGAAACAAAUCAAUUUAAGUCCUACUCCACCACAUCGUAAUGAAUUACUUGAUUAUGUGGCGACUGGAGCUGUUGUGUUUCCAUCACUUGAAGACAAGAUAGAAGCUGAUACGAGAUCAAUCUAUGUUGGAAAUGUUGAUUACAGUGCGACUGCUGAAGAAUUAGAACAGCAUUUUCAUGGUUGUGGAUCAGUUAAUCGAAUAACAAUUUUAUGUGAUAAAUUUUCUGGGCAUCCCAAGGGGUUCGCCUACAUUGAAUUUUCAGAUAAAGAAUCUGUUGAAACGUCUUUAGCAUUGGAUGGUUCACUGUUUAGGGGACGCCAAAUAAAGGUUAAUCCAAAACGAACGAAUAAACCUCAUUUUCAUUUCCCUGAAAGGGGGGGUGGGAGACCAAGAGGAAGGCCACGAUACAGAGCAAGGGGAUAUGGUGGUGGUGGUGGGGGUUAUUAUGGCGGAUUUCCUAGGUCAAGAAGAGCAUUCAGGGGAAGAGCAAGGGCUUCAUAUUACUCUCCUUAUUAAUGGAUAUGAUGAACGCAUAUUGCAUGAUGACGAAAUGACCAUGUUAAUAUGGUUUAUCGGGCCCAUGUUCUGUUGUUGUUUUAUACCAUUUUAUUUCUGUGUGAAUUUUUAUUUCGAUUUUAAAAUAUGCGAUUUUUGGGACUCCAAUUUCUAAGUUAUGACACUGCCUGCUACCUACUGCUUCAGAUCAGAGCAAGUUACUCUGACAACGGGAUGCUAUAAGUUGGUAAGUACAGCAACGGCAUCAAUUUGUUUUUGUGUUGAUGUAUGUGUCUGUUAAAAAAGAGAAAAAAAAAACAUGAUAAAAUGACUGGAAAAAA
Messenger RNA from Styela clava, 1151 nucleotides. Its product is annotated as polyadenylate-binding protein 2-like. Lineage: Eukaryota; Metazoa; Chordata; Ascidiacea; Stolidobranchia; Styelidae. Gene Ontology annotation, cellular component: nucleus. The record is from RefSeq and is a predicted model, not a curated record. Gene Ontology annotation, molecular function: poly(A) binding.